UGCCUGACAUUGACCCAGAUCUCCCCCACAUAUCUUCCUUACACCACAUUCCCAUUGGGUUCUGGUCCCCAACUCCUCCACUAUGGUAUAACCCCCUUCUGUCUUCUGCCCUUUUUAUGUUCUCCUUCUCCCUAUCCUUGCCCUUCUCCCCGCCCCUUUUCGUCCCUUCUCCCCCUUUCCCCAUCCACCCCUUCUAUUCCCCCACCCCCCGCUUCUUCCCCCGCCAUCCGACCCCCCUUCUCCCCCCCACCCCGGUUGUCAGGCUUGUCUCUUUAAGCGAGCUGCUGUGAGCUCUCGCGAGGCCGCUCAGGGAGGAGUCAGAGAGAUGGCGGCGGAGGAGGGAGAGACUCUGGAGUCUUGGCUGAAUAAAGCGACAAACCCACUAAACUCAGAAGAGAAAUGGGAAUACAUCAAAGGAUUCUGCGAUCAGGUCAAUCUGGAACUGGAAGGCCCACAGAUUGCAACUCGCCUUUUGGGUCACAAAAUCCAAUCACCACAAGAAAGGGAGGCACUAUAUGCGCUAACGGUAUUGGAGACCUGUAUGAAUAACUGCGGCAAACGCUUUCAGAAUGAAGCUGGAAAAUAUCGAUUUUUAAAUGAUCUAAUUAAAGUCUUAUCACCAAAGUACUUGGGCACGUGGUCCUCUGAAAAAGUGAAGGCCAAGAUAAUAGAAAUGUUGUACAGUUGGACAUUGUGGCUGCCAAGCGAAAUAAAAAUCAGAGAUGCCUACCAGAUGCUGAAGAAGCAAGGUGUCAUAAAGAAGGAUCCUAAAUUACCAAAUGUGAAACCUUUUCCACCACCUUCUCCGAGAAUGGAGAGCUCACUUUUUGAUGACGAAGAGAAAUCGAAGCUCCUUGCAAGACUUCUCAAAAGUAACAAUCCAGAGGAUUUGCAGGCUGCCAACAGACUCAUCAAGAAUGUCAUCAAAGAGGACCAAGAGAAGACUGAGAAAAUCACCAAAAGGAUACAUGCCAUUGAGGAAGUGCAAAACAAUACAAAGCUGCUGAACGAGAUGCUGAGCCUGUACCAGGGAGAUCGUUUACCCAAAGACCAGAUGGAAAUACUAAAGGGCUUGUAUCAGCGCUGUGAGAAACUGCGGCCGACACUAUUUCGACUUGCAAGUGACACCAUAGAUAACGAUGAAGCUCUGGUGGAAAUUCUACAAGCCAAUGAUUCACUCACCCUUGUGGUCAACUUGUAUAAGAAGAUAGUGGAGGGACGUGAAGAGGACAAAAUACCCUCAAAAGAAUCAGCUUCCACAGCUGAUACCAUGCUGGCAGAUUUAACUGAUUUGGAAUCUGACUUUACGAGUUCUGCUACCAUCUCAAAUCUGGACUCCAAGAAGCAACUGCCCUCCUGGCUUGAUGAAGAGCUAAUGUCUUUGGGCUUGAAUGAUCCUCCACUGAUUCAGCAAGUGCAGGGAUCCAUGAAUAGGAACACAUCUGAGGAAGUGACUACAUCUGAAACUGUACCAAACCCCACAACCAAUGGCAGCAGAGGCCUGGCUGGCCUGGACCUGCUGGGGAAGACAGUGAUGGAACAAAGUCUUGGGUCCCGAGUGUCAACUAUUCGAUGGGACCAGCCACAAGUGAAACCCACAUUGAAUGAGCUUCAGAACCAGUCCCUGACCCAGCAGCUGGCUGCAGCCAAGGAUUCCAGCUCACCUGCAACUUCAGCUCAAUUCACAACAACAGGUCUUCUCCCUCAAUGGACAAUGCCAUCUUCUGGAACAGCAGAACUCUGCCAGGACUCCCCCUCCCAACCACUCUGCACUGUGUCCGGCUCACCCACUCCACAGAUCCCAUCACCUGCCAGACCCCAGGAAGCUGGCUCAGAUGAACUGUCCUUGAAGAAUGUCUUUGUGCCUUUGGAGAACAUUAAAACAAGUAGUGUUCCACCCAUCACAGUCUUUGACAGAGAUGGUUUCCGAGUCCUAUUCCACUUUGCCAAAGCCCUUCCUGUGGGGAGGCCUGAUCUUUUGGUUGUUGUCAUCACAUUGCUGAACUCCGCGCCAACGCCCAUAAAGAAUAUUACAUUCCAAGCUGCAGUGCCGAAGGUGAUGAAGGUGAAGCUGCAACCUGCCUCUGGCACAGAGCUCCCUGCAUUCAAUCCUAUCCUCUCACCUCCUGUCAUCUCUCAAGUUAUGCUCCUUGCUAACCCCCAGAAGGAACGGGUUCGCUUGCGUUACAAACUACUCUAUACUUUGGCUGAACAGCUCUUCACAAAAGUCGGGGAGGUCACAGAGUUCCCAGCCGUGGAAAUCUGGGGCAAUCUUUGAGGAGUGAAUGUAUCAGGGUGAAGGAUAACCAGGGAAGGACACAGGUCCUGGGGACACCACUAUAACUAUGAAGGCUCAUCACUGUUUUCAUAUCAAAAUUGCCACAGAAUUCCCUGGAAUUAUAUUGGAUUCCACUCUGAGAGUGAUUGACAAUUGUUGGAAUGAUUAUAUGUUUGCAAGGAAAUGUUGCAACUUUAGGCAUAUCCAGACACACGGUGGGGUUGGAAGGACCUUUUUUUUGCCAGGUUGGUCCUUGUUCACUUUUCUGUAGAAUUGGAGAAUGGAGCAGAUGCAGAAUCGUAGAAAUUAAUACCCAUUCUGUACAGGCAGGAAUUUAAUACCUGCUCCAACAUCAAAUUACAAUUGUUUUUCCCAUCCACAGUUACAUCAUACAUUCAGCAUCAGCUAGCAGGGGGCACAUUGACCCGAACAAUUAUGGUAAGCAUCCCAGCAUCACAUCAAAGGAAUGCUUUCCUUCCACAGAGAUAGACUUGACAUCCAACGUCAACAACUGGGAAUGUUCUCCUACUCCCAACUUCAGUUGUAUCUUUUUGAUCUGUGUGGUUAAACGGCACACCAAGUGCCAUUUAUUCAUUAUAUAUGGAGGGGACCCUGAUAUUAACCCUUGUUUCAAGUGGAUAUCUGCUGAGUGCACAACCUGAUGUCAUAAGUUUUCACCCUACACCAUCAAUACUUAGGUCUGAAUUUCAACCCUGGAGAUUAGCUACGGUUUCCACACCAGCAGUGAGUUGCUGUUCUGUUUGAUUAUGUACUAGGUUAUUCAACAGCCACUGAAUGGAAAAUGGAAGCUGUAGAAAUUUGCACAGAUGUUAUUAUUUGAGGUGCUGGAGAAUUCCUGUUCCAUUAGUAGAUGUCACUAGUUUACAAAACACACAGAAUUCUCUUUUCAAAGCAAUUAAACUAAACUAAUAAAAUUAGACUUUUAGACCCUGUUAUAAAAAAUGAAAUUGUCAAAUGAAACUUGCAAUAUAUAAAUUAAAAUUAAAUUAUGGGUGGAAGUAAACCACUAUCAUGCCCACUAAUUGCAGAAAGCCUCAAGCUCACCAGAGGACUCUGCAUGCUCCCUCUCCAAGGACAAAUGGACGUGGACGUAACCUCAGUAGUCACUCAGGUCUAAAAAUCCUCUCCACAGCCCACUGCCUGGACCUGUCAAUGAUAGUUUGGCCAGCCCCAAGAGCAGACCCAUGAAGGGGUCCCGCGAUCUGCACAACCCCUCUGUCCGUGGUGACCAACGAUUAGGAGCGUGGGGCUAAAGUGUACCAAAAAUUCAAAAGCAGCCCUCAAGAUUUGAAAGAGGGACUGUAACCUGUGUACACAUGGAACAUCAAGGCAGCAGAAAAUACUGGCAACUUCUGUUUCCAUGAAUUAGCUUGAUAUCCUGUUACAUGGGACUGCUCAUGCAACACCCUCCACACCCACUUACUGCAAUCACUUGCACCCCAUGAGAUGUAGAAUUGACCUCUCAGCAGAAAUACAGCCACUGCCCAGGAGGUGAAGAGGAUGUAGUUUCUUAAUUUCCUGUUCUAAGGUCUUUGGCUCUUGGAUCCUUGGCAGUAAUUGUCGCCAGAAGUUUGUCUGCUAUCCUUUAUGUGUAAUCCAUCACAUGUCUGCAACUUUGGUACGGAGAUAGAAGAAGCUAAUGCUGGGGGGGAGAGUGGUUCAUAGGAACAAAAGCAGGUCAUACAACCCCUCAAAUUUGUUCUGCAUCCUUGAGUCAUUUGUCUUUUUGUCCCAACGGUGAAUUAUCCAAUGUGAUGUAAUCAGUAUUUGCAACACAUUAUGUGAAUAGGAUAAUUCAGCAUGUGACAGUGACACCUAGAGGUUUAAUUGUGUGCCUGUCUGCUUUUUAUAACUGCAGUGAAUAGAUGUCUAUUUGGACACUUGUGGCUUAAUUUUCUCUGUACUUGCAAUACACAAUGUACAGAAGAAAGUAACUCCCUUCCUAGUGCCUAACUGUCCACAGACAAUUGGCAGUUGUAGUCAGAAAACAAAGCUUAAGAGACUUCAUGCUGUUGAAAAUACCAUGUGGAAAGUUUGCAUAGCCACCUCUGAGCUAAGAACCAGUUUAUAGUGAAAACAUGUUCUUGGAUAUUGUCAAAGUCUUAAAUGUUUAAGGAGAAAAAACUAGCCUUGAAAAUGUAAUCAAAGUACAUAUAUAUUUUUGCAAUUUUAGAAAAUGCAAUAAUGUAACUUUCAGGCUUUAUACCUGUGUAGGUUUGUGAGACAUUUUCAGCAACAAUACAAUCCAGAUUCUGUAAAAUCACGUGAAUGUAUAUACACUCCAUUUGAUAUUCAGAAGGUUGGAGCCUGGAAAGUGCUGUCAAGUACAAUAAUGUCCUCGUCUUUAUUGUAUUUCUCAGCCUUGCCUCCGUGGAGUAUUCUCACUUCUGACUCAAAGUGUGGGCUCAAGUCCUACUCCUGAGAUUUGAGCCUAUAUCUGAGUUGACACACUAUCAGAGGUGCAUCUUUUAGAUGAUCCGUUAAAACUUGUCUGCCUGUAAUAGUGAUGGUAGAGGACGUUAUGGCACUAUUUCUCCCCAAACAAACCCACACACUGAAACCUGGGCCAACCUUUUUUUCCCAAGUGAAUGUUACAAGAAGUGCAAUAAAAUUUAACUUUUCUCCAUA
This is a messenger RNA of Rhincodon typus (whale shark), 4927 nucleotides long. Its product is annotated as ADP-ribosylation factor-binding protein GGA3-like. The transcript is spliced from 17 exons. NCBI's taxonomy places the organism in Eukaryota, Metazoa, Chordata, Chondrichthyes, Orectolobiformes, Rhincodontidae. The record is from RefSeq and is a predicted model, not a curated record. Bases 326 to 2278 code for a protein of 650 amino acids. Gene Ontology annotation, molecular function: small GTPase binding; phosphatidylinositol binding; ubiquitin binding. Gene Ontology annotation, cellular component: trans-Golgi network. Gene Ontology annotation, biological process: vesicle-mediated transport; intracellular protein transport.